Messenger RNA from Ambispora gerdemannii, 864 nucleotides. NCBI's taxonomy places the organism in Eukaryota, Fungi, Glomeromycota, Glomeromycetes, Archaeosporales, Ambisporaceae. The record is from the annotation of a GenBank genome assembly.
AUGCCAAAAAUAAAGUCAAAAAAACUCGGUUAUGAUCAUAAAGAAGCUCAAAGCUCCUCAAAGGUUGCCUCCUACUCGUCAAAAAACAACGCUAUGCGUGCAUUUGGUCCCUUAUUUAAUAAAGAGCUUGGUCAACAUAUACUAAAAAACCCGCUUAUAGCUCAAGGAAUAGUGGAUAAGGCAGGUCUGAGAACUUCUGAUGUUGCACUAGAAGUGGGUCCUGGUACUGGUAACUUGACAAUGAAAUUAUUAGAAAAGGCUAAAAAGGUUGUAGCUGUGGAAAUGGAUCCGCGCCUUGCAGCUGAACUGGCAAAACGUGUACAAGGAAAACCAGAACAGAAACGUUUAGAAAUCAUAAUAGGUGACGUUAUAAAGACGGAAUUGCCUUAUUUCGAUAUAUGUAUAAGUAAUACACCAUUUCAGAUUUCCUCGCCUUUGAUUUUCAAAUUUCUAGAACAUCGACCUCUCUUUCGAUGUGCAGUUCUCAUGUUUCAACGUGAAUUUGCUUUACGGCUAAUUGCUAAGCCUGGAGAGUCUCUUUAUUGUCGGCUCAGCGUGAAUGCUCAAAUGUUCUUUAAAAUAGAUCACAUAAUGAAGGUUGGUAAAAAUAAUUUCAAGCCACCACCUCAAGUAGACGCUUCAGUCGUAAGAAUGGAACCGAGGAAUCCUCCUCCCUCCGUUGAUUUUGCAGAGUGGGAUGGAUUAUUGCGAAUUGCGUUUAACAGGAAAAACAAGAUGGUAGAAGAUCCACUUAACAUAAAACAAAAAGUGCAAAACGUGCUGGAAUCUAUUGCUAUGGCUGAAACCAGGGCAGCUAAAAUUGAUUUGGAUGGCUUUUUGAAGUAUGCAGAUUUGUUUUCUUGA